AUGUAUUUAGGAGACGAAUUUCCCAACUUUUCUGCGAAUACCACAGAUGGGAAAAUAGAUUUUCAUGAGUGGAUAGGGGACCAAUGGGCAGUAUUAUUUUCUCAUCCCUCGGACUUCACGCCGGUGUGCACCACAGAAUUAGCCCGGGUUGUGAAACUUUUGCCAGAAUUUUCAUCUCGCAAUGUUAAAGUAAUAGGUAUAUCCUGCGACUCUGUUUCUUCACAUGUUGAAUGGUGCAAAGACAUAAAGAGUUAUGCAGGAUGUAACGAGGAAGAGAAAUUUCCAUACCCAAUAAUAGAAGAUGAAGACCGUAGCAUUGCCAAAAAGUUAGGAAUGUUAGACAAGGAUGAAUUGGAUUCUAAGGGAAUGCCGUUGAGUGCACGUGCCGUAUUCAUUAUUGACCCAAAUAAGAAGUUUAGAUUAUCUAUACUAUAUCCUGCAACUACUGGGAGAAACUUUGAUGAAAUACUGCGUGUGAUUGACUCCCUUCAGCUAACUGAGAAGAAUAGAGUAGCUACGCCAGUAGAUUGGAAGGUGGGUGACGAUUGCAUGGUGCUCCCAGUUGUUCCUGAUGAUGAGCUCGAGAAGUUGUUCCCUCAAGGUGUAAAUGUGGUCAAGGUGCCGUCUGGAAAAUCCUAUUUGCGAAAGACUCCUUGUCCCAAAGUGUAG
This is a messenger RNA of Leptosia nina, 669 nucleotides long. Lineage: Eukaryota; Metazoa; Arthropoda; Insecta; Lepidoptera; Pieridae. The record is from the annotation of a GenBank genome assembly.